AUGGAAGUUGUGCCCGAGAGGCCUAAAUUCACCAAGACAGACUGCCCGAAAUGCCGAAUAGAAGCUGGCGCCUGUCAUCCAAAGACAAAGAAUAUCGAGAUUCGGCGAACCUGUUAUCGACUGCUUGCCAACGGGAUCUGCCAACAACUGACCUCUCGACGAUACAAGCCAUGCAAAAGCUGCUCGCAAUCCAUGAAUCGUCGAGUCGGACUAUGCGACUACUGCCGAAAGUCUAGGCGAGUUGAGAUUUCCAUACAAUUCCGCGAAGAGGCUGGAAAGUAUCGCUGCCUCACUAUUCAAAGGCAACACAUGGAGCCAUGCCGUAAGUUCUGA
This is a messenger RNA of Protopolystoma xenopodis, 333 nucleotides long. Lineage: Eukaryota; Metazoa; Platyhelminthes; Monogenea; Polystomatidea; Polystomatidae. The record is from the annotation of a GenBank genome assembly.